AAGUUAACGUAUCUUUGUAAGCUAGCUUAAAACUGUUCGGGUUGCACCGGCCUGGCACCGCUUGCAAGAGAUCUUUGGAGGACCGCUCAUCAUCCAGGAGCAAUGGCCAGCUUUUAAAAUUGCAUGAACGGCCUUUGGAUUUAGUGGUACUACUACGAUACUGUUGUCUCUACUCGGUCCACUUGAGUUGUGUUGCUGUAUUGUGGAUUAGGGUGUUGAGGCAGAAGAAGUUGGUUAAUGGAGAAAGUGAUCUGAGAAGCAAGUGCAGUAAAAAGGAUACUCUUUUGGGAUACUCUCAACAAUGACCGACAAUAAUAAUAAGAACCUGGCCAAUGGCAGCGGCAACCAUGCUACCAAUCAAGAUAAGGAGGAGAUGAUUGUGGCGAUGCCAACUUCUGGUCUGGAAUCCAAGUUAAAGACUCUUCGAGAAAAGUCCAACCAACACAGCCAAAUCUUGACGCAAAAGCUGGCGUCUUCCCAAUCCGGCCAAAAUCUCCUCCACAUUGGCACCAGUUUGUCGUCGCUGCCACCAGAUUUGCACUCUCUAUUGACGCAGCUUCAUCCCGUCUUGUCGGCAGCGGAAACCACAGAGCAACAACAGAUUCAAAAAUUACAGGCACUAGUGCAACAUGCCAAUGAAAUUAGAGCCGAACAAAGACGCAUGGUGAAUGCUGCCGAUUGCGCUGAAUUGUACCAAGAUUUGUUGGCUGCCGAACGAGACGUCAAACGAGAUGCCAACAUACGAAGAAAUGCUGGUAAUAACAAAACUGCUAGAUUUUCCGUAACAUUCGCCGCGGCCAAAGACGACGAGGAUGGAGCGACUCAGGAGGACAGUAAGAGUAUCUUUGGAGGAGUUUUAGACGAGCUAGAUCAUGUCAUGUCUCUGGAGCGAGCAGCUCAUACAACACUCUGUCUCGUCAAAGAUUUGCAAUCGAGCAAUGCGCAAGUUACGGCAAUGACAACCGCAAAGGCAACGGGAACCAAUACGGCGAACAACCCCGACUCGAAAGGAGCUUCGGCCACCAGUGGCGCACUCCCAUCCUUGCGAGCUCCUUUGGAAGACGACACCGAACGGGCGCAACUGCUCCUCAAAUUAGCACCUCGCAUUCGUCGACUAGAGGCGGAUUCCAUCACCUCGUUGAGCCAUCGCAUGGAAAAUGUCCUCAAUCGGUUCCAAAUUCUGCGAGAACGAGACCCACAGGAUGGACCCGUAGAAGGAGAAUCUCGCACCGAAUCGGAACUGCUCAUCAUGCUCGGCCAUUCCAUGCGAGGACUGGCACUGCUAGGGCGGGGAAAAGAGGUGGAAAGCGUGUUUGCACGGGUUGCCAUUAUGCCUCUGAUUCGAUCCAAGGUUUCCAUGGGAAGAUUAGAUGAAGGAGGUUCCCGUGGUGAAUGCGCGGGUCUAUUUUCUUUGAUGGACGACAUUGCCACGUCAAUCACCAAAGCGUUCGGUCCUGUCCUACGAUUGGUCGAGUCCAUGUUUCAUGCCGAAUCGAUGCCAGGGACCACCGAGGCCGCGGCCAAUUCAAUGAUGGGAGUAGAUCUCGUCACUGCUGGGGUAUGGGUCCCCAUUGCAACUGCCUUGAUGGCUGAUGCUGGUAUUAAGAUGGCGAUUUUCUCUCCCGGCAUUGCCAGUAUUCUGCAGGCAAAUUAUCUUGCUCUGGACACUUUCUUGGCAGAGCUGGCAGAACGAUUACUGGUAGCUGUCGAAGCCAGUAACGGCGGAACUGAAGGUCGCGCAGAUGCGUGCAUCUCGCUGAACAUGAAUGUCAUUCUGGAAAAGAGUGCCAUCCAAGCGGCACAGGAUCGCAUCUACUUGCAUCCCAAAACUGCAGAAUUUUCCAAAAAGUGGAAUCUCCCCAUCUACUACCAGCUGCGCUUUGGAGAAUCCUGCAAUCGAUUGAACAAGGCCGUGACGACGACUCAACGCGAAGGAUGGAUUGCAGAUGUAUUCGCGGGCCCUCCAGAGGAUCUGGAAAAACUAAAGAACCAGGCCGGUUUUGAGCUUCCACUGUUCUUGGAGCUAUACGACAUUUUACUUGGUCUCUGGAGACCCGACGUCAUUUUGCGUCCUUUGACCCAUCGAUUCCUCAGAGGUGCGAUUCAGCUUGUCGGCCGCACUAUUUCGUUCAUUAGCGAGGGCAUGGAGGGAAAGAUCAAAUUCGGCGAAAUCCCGCCCGAGGAAACCAACAAUGGAACCAAAGAAAACGGACAAGGGGCAGAUUCCGAUGCUGCUCCCGUGGAAAGACCCUUGGCACGAAAGCCAUAUAGCUGGGGCGAAAGCGAAGGGGAUGUUGGAGCUGUCGCGUGGGAGUUAACCAUCCUGGAAUCCACAAUAGCUCACGAGUACGUUGACACAGUUGUGGGAGCACUGAGCAGUCGAGACACCAGUGAGACCGAGCAAUCGGAACUAAGGAAUUUGGCCGCUGAAGUGCUCAAAGAAACAUCAGAACAGAUCAAUCCACUAAUCGACAGCGCAUGGAACACUUACAUUGUGAACAUUCUCACAUCGAAGUGCUCCAACCCACUCGCCGCUGUCAAGGGCGUUGCCGCCACGUAUCGUAUGACGAACCGGCCUCCGCCGACAAUGGCAUCUCCUUUUGUUGGAACCAUUCUUCGUCCCUUGAAGGAGUUCCAGAACGAGUUUGAAAGUCGAACCCCAGAUCGCGUUGGGUCAAAAUGGAGGGAGCAAAUCAUAAUGACUGUCGCGGAUCGAUACAGCGUUGCCGUCGAUGAGCUCAUCCAGACUGUAGCACGUACAGAAGUUGCGCUCAAGAAUAGGAAGGCGAAACGUGCCGCCGUUGGAGGAAUGAGUGACGGAGAGAAAGUGAAGCUCCAGCUGUUCCUCGAUUACAAGGCGUUCACGGAGCAUGUGAGAGAAGUCGGAGUUGAUCCCACCAUCGUGAAGGGUGUUGACAAGUUGAAGCAGCUGACAGUCGAGGCUGAGGCACUGCUAGAGAGGCAACGAAACGGCGGCAAAUAAAUUGCUCCAGUAGAGCGUAACAAUUAGGUCAAUAUAACCUAUAGCAAAAUGAC
Molecule: messenger RNA, 3036 nt
Organism: Seminavis robusta
Lineage: Eukaryota; Bacillariophyta; Bacillariophyceae; Naviculales; Naviculaceae
Source: the annotation of a GenBank genome assembly